Molecule: messenger RNA, 4354 nt
Organism: Arachis duranensis
Lineage: Eukaryota; Viridiplantae; Streptophyta; Magnoliopsida; Fabales; Fabaceae
Product: DNA mismatch repair protein MSH6
Exons: 21
Coding region: 215-4057 (1280 amino acids)
Biological process (GO): mismatch repair
Cellular component (GO): nucleus
Molecular function (GO): ATP binding; mismatched DNA binding; ATP-dependent DNA damage sensor activity
Source: RefSeq, a predicted model, not a curated record
UUAAAGAAGUGAAGGGGAAGUGUAACAGAGUGGAGAGAAUUCCCGCCAGAACGAGAAGCAUUUCCCGCCACCUCUUGUAAUUAUUAAUUGGUUAUCGCCACUAAUCUCCCAAGCUUUGCAAUACGCAUGCUUCAUACUUGAUAGUUGAUACUACAUUACUUUGUCAUUUUCUGUGUUUGUUCAAAAACACCACUCACACACACUGAUCGCUAAGAUGCGUCGCAACACCAACGGUCGAUCGCCGCUGGUGAAUCAACAGCGCCAAAUCACUGCUUUCUUCUCCAAAUCCACUUCUUCUUCUCCUUCUCCUUCUCCCAUUCUCUCCGAUUCCAAAUCCAUCAGCAACAAUAAAACCUCUAAGCUAAACCCUAACCCUAGCCCUACCCCUCCCACGCCUUCCCCUUCUAAUCCCAAACCCAUUCUUCUCGUCGGAGCUUCUUCUCCUCUAUACUCCGAUGACGUCAUUGGAAAAAGGAUCAAGGUUUAUUGGCCUCUUGAUAAAGCAUGGUACGAAGGUACCGUCAAAUCGUUCGAUAAUGCCACUUCUAAGCAUUUAGUGUUAUACGACGAUGACGAAGAGGAAUCGCUCGACCUUUCCAAGGAGAAGUUCGAAUGGGUUCAGGAUUCUUCAUCGUCUGUCAAGAAGCUUAAACGGUUGCGUCGCAGCUGCGACAUCCCCAUUGUUAGGAAGAUGGUGAUUGACGACGACGAGAGUGAUGGAAGUCCCAAAGGUGUUGAUGAUGGUAAUUGUGGCAGUGAUGAUUCGGAUGAAGAUUGGGGGAAGAAUGCGGUGGAUGAAGGCGCCGAGGAGGAAGAUGACGUGGAGCUAGACAACGAGGAAGAUGACUAUGAAGAUGCUGCUGCAGAGAGGUCUAAAAGAAAGUCAAGUGCGAAGGUGGAGCCCAAGAAGCGGAAAAUGAGUGGAACAGAGAAACCGGAGCCUGCAAAAAAGAGCAAGAACGUCGAGGAAGCUGGUGGUGUUAAGGGAGCUUUCAAGUUCUCAGUAUUGGAGCCUUCAAGUACUUCGGAUACUAAAAAGAUAUCCAAUGGCGUUGACAAUGUGGCAAUUGAUGAUGCCUCUGAAAGAUUUGCGACAAGGGAUGCUCAGAAAUUUCGCUUUCUCAGAGAAGACCGCAGGGAUGCUAAACGAAGGCGUCCUACUGAUGAAAAUUAUGAUCCAAGAACUCUCUAUUUGCCUCCUGAUUUCUUAAGGAGUUUGUCAGAUGGCCAGAAACAAUGGUGGGAGUUCAAGUCAAAGCAUAUGGACAAAGUUUUAUUUUUCAAGAUGGGUAAAUUUUAUGAACUUUUUGAGAUGGAUGCACAUGUAGGAGUGAAAGAGCUUGACUUGCAGUAUAUGAAGGGGGAACAACCUCAUUGUGGUUUUCCGGAGAGGAAUUUCUCAAUGAAUGUGGAGAAACUUUUUCAGGGUUACCGAGUUCUUGUUAUAGAGCAGACUGAAACACCUGUACAGUUAGAGCUUCGUCGCAAGAAUGGCUCAAAAGAUAAGGUUGUGAGACGGGAAAUAUGUGCAGUGGUUACAAAAGGCACACUAACUGAUGGGGAGUUGCUGUCAGCAAACCCAGAAGCUGCGUAUUUGAUGGCACUGACAGAGCAACAUGAAAACAACGCAAAUGAAGUUUCAGAGCGCAUUUAUGGACUUUGUAUAGUCGAUGUUGCCACAAGCAGAAUCAUUCUUGGACAGUUUAAGGAUGACUUGGAAUGCAGUGCUUUAUGCUGCAUCUUGUCUGAGAUUAGGCCAGUUGAAAUUGUGAAACCUGCUGAAGUGCUCAGUGCUGAAACAGAGAGAGUACUGCUGAAGCAUACUAGAAAUCCUCUAGUGAAUGAAUUAGUUCCUAAUGUGGAGUUUUGGGAUGCUGAAAAAACCGUGGAUCAAUUGAAGAGAAUUUACAGGCACACUGAUGAAGUUAGUCUAGAAGAUAAUGAGCUAGGUUGCUUGCCAGAUGUUUUGCUGGAGCUGGUGAAAACUGUCAAUGACAAUAAAAGUGCACUUUCAGCUCUUGGGGGUGCUCUAUAUUAUCUGAAACAGGCUUUCUUAGAUGAGGCAUUGCUUAGAUUUGCACACUUUGAGUUACUUCCAUGUUCUGGCUUCUGUGAUCUUGCCUCAAAACCAUACAUGGUUCUUGAUGCAGCAGCCUUGGAGAAUCUUGAAAUUUUUGAGAAUAGCAGAAAUGGAGAUUCUUCAGGUACUCUGUAUUCCCAAUUAAACCAUUGUGUUACCGCAUUUGGAAAGAGACUACUAAGGGCAUGGCUUGCAAGACCAUUAUGUCAUAUAGAGUUAAUUAAGGAGCGCCAGGAAGCCAUUACUAGUUUAAAGGGAGUUAAUUUACCUUAUGCACUAGAAUUUCGAAAAGCUUUGUCAAGGUUACCUGACAUGGAGCGAUUGCUGGCCCGCAUCUUCUCCACUAGUGAAGCUAAUGGAAGGAAUGCUAAUAAAGUGGUUCUGUAUGAGGAUGCAGCAAAGAAACAACUACAAGAGUUUAUUUCUGCUCUUCGUGGUUGUGAACUAAUGUUGCAAGCAUGCUCUUCUCUUGGCGUUAUUCUGAAUGAUGUCAAAUCUAGACUACUCCAUCAUCUGUUAACACCUGGAAAAGUUCUUCCUGAUGUCUGCUUGGCUCUGAACCAUUUCAAGGAUGCCUUUGAUUGGGUGGAAGCCAAUAAUUCAGGCCGUGUAAUACCUCAUGAAGGAGUUGACCCUGAGUAUGACUCAGCCUGUAAGGCAGUUAAAGAAAUUGAGUCGAGUUUAUCAAAACAUCUUAUUGAACAAAGGAAAUUGCUUGGAGACACAUCUAUCACUUAUGUCACUGUUGGAAAGGACACAUACCUUUUAGAAGUCCCAGAAAAUUUUCGUGGGAAAGUUCCUCGGGACUAUGAGCUGCGUUCAUCUAAAAAAGGCUUCUUUAGGUACUGGACUCCUGCUAUUAAAAAGUUCCUGGGAGAACUCUCCCAAGCUGAAUCUGAAAAGGAGUCCUUAUUGAAAAGUACAUUGCAGAGAUUAAUUGGACGCUUUUGUGAAAAUCAUACUAAGUGGAGGCAAUUGGUGUCUACUACAGCUGAGCUGGAUGUUUUGAUCAGUUUAGCUAUUGCUCGUGAUUACUAUGAAGGGCCAACAUGCAGACCAAGUUUUUUAAGCAUGCUAUCUACCAAAGACAGUCCUUACCUCUCUGCUAAAAGUUUGGGACACCCAGUCCUUAGGAGUGAUUCCUUAGGAAAGGGGGCCUUUGUACCCAAUGACAUAUCAAUUGGUGGUCAACACGAUGCCAACUUUAUUCUUCUAACUGGUCCUAACAUGGGUGGAAAGUCAACUCUCCUUCGCCAAGUUUGCUUGGCGGUGGUUUUGGCCCAGGUAGGGGCUGAUGUCCCAGCAGAGAGUUUUGAUUUGUCACCUGUGGACCGUAUCUUUGUUCGCAUGGGUGCCAAAGAUAAUAUCAUGGCUGGCCAGAGUACAUUUUUAACUGAGCUUUCAGAAACUGCAACAAUGCUGUCUUCAGCCACUCGUAAUUCAUUGGUGGCUCUUGAUGAGCUUGGGCGUGGGACCUCAACUUCUGAUGGGCAAGCCAUUGCGGAAUCUGUUCUAGAACAUUUUGUGCGGAAGGUUCAGUGUCGUGGAUUGUUUUCUACACAUUAUCAUCGAUUAGCUAUCGAUUAUUACAAAGAUCCCAAGGUCUCCCUCUGCCAUAUGGCAUGCCAAGUUGGUAGUGGAACAAUUGGCGUGGAUGAAGUCACCUUUCUUUAUAGGCUGACCCCUGGUGCAUGUCCCAAGAGCUAUGGUGUUAAUGUUGCACGGUUGGCAGGGCUUCCAACUUCCGUGCUUCAGAAGGCUGCUGCUAAGUCCAAAGAAUUUGAGGCCUCUUAUGGUAAAUCUAGAAAUGCGUCUCUUGAAACAAACUCUCCAAAUCAGGAAUGGGUUGAUGAGAUGAUAGUUGUAAUGAAAAUGUUGAACAAGGCUGCUGCAAAUUUGAGUUAUCAGGAAGGUGGUUGUGACAGCUCCCUCCAUGAACUUAAGAGUAGAGCAAGAGAACUUAUGCAGCGAUGUUAAUUGCUGUAGAGAAUCUAGAUAUGUUUGCCAUGAUUCAUUUUUUUGAAAAAACAAGGUUUUGGUGGCCAGAUUCUGUAGUAAUCAAUCCAGAUGGGAUAAGGGCCAUCUUGCUUUUCAUGUUGGUUGUCCAACAUACCACUUUUGUUGAUGGCGUGCUUGUAAAUAGUUGUAGCGAUAGUGAUUGGUUACAACUAACAAAUUGAAGCCUGACCCGUUGUACAUGUUUAGGAGUUCUCCUAAUAGACUUGUUUUUAAAGUUAAUACAACAGGCGAAUUCGGUUGGGCUUUUUCUUCCCC